AUGUUGACCAGGUCCCAGUCACGCGGCAAGCAGCAAGAGGCGACCGAGGCAUGGGAGAUUUUGGAGGCAAGCACAAUUUUGAUGUCCAUGGCAUCAAGUGUCAUCGACGAGGGGCAUCAACCCGUUGACAAACUUCCAUCUCCCAACAUUGCCGUCUUCGCACCUGCCCAGGGACAAGCAGGAAGAAGCCCGCUGAUCAAGCGCCGGCGCGAUCACCUUCGCGUCAAGCUGGCAGCAUCACUUUCGGCCGAUCAACUCGUAUUCAUACGCGAGGUGGCAACGGACCUCAUCAGGGAGUCCAGAAACGCGAGCGACUUGCUCGAACUUAAGAGAGAGGCGAUCACCCAUGGUAGCGCCCUUGACAUGUGCUGUCCCAAGAUUUUCGAGGAUGAGUUCACGGUGAAAAAGAUGAUCCUCUCUUUUGAGGUUGUCGACCUGGUGGACGAGGAGCUUCGCGCGCUGGGAUUGUCUCGUUUCUGCGGGUACCUCUGGAUUUUUACCUAG
Messenger RNA from Neurospora tetraspora, 504 nucleotides. RefSeq lists its product as uncharacterized. The transcript has 3 exons. Lineage: Eukaryota; Fungi; Ascomycota; Sordariomycetes; Sordariales; Sordariaceae. The record is from RefSeq and is a predicted model, not a curated record. Bases 1 to 504 code for a protein of 167 amino acids.